Molecule: messenger RNA, 1416 nt
Organism: Dracunculus medinensis (Guinea worm)
Lineage: Eukaryota; Metazoa; Nematoda; Chromadorea; Rhabditida; Dracunculidae
Source: the annotation of a GenBank genome assembly
AUGAUCUUUAAUAUAAAUAGAUUUUAUUUUUUCGCUUUAUUAACCUGGCAAUUUGCUUUAUUUUUUUCAUCGCAAAUGAUUUAUCCAAUUUUCUCGAAUUAUUUACCGAAAUGGCGUUGUUCAAGAAACGAAACUUUCACCUCGGAUUGUCAUAUAUAUCUUUCAUGUAAUCAAACCGUGUCAUUUUAUUCGACUGCACUUGAAUAUGAAUGGAUUUGUGGUCCAAAAGCAUAUCUUGCAUCAUUAUAUAGCCAAAUUCAGUUUUUUGGUGUACUUAUCGGUACAUUUUUAUUUGGUACAUUAUCAGAUGCAUUUGGUCGUCGACCAAUCGCUAUACUAGCGCUUACUACGGGAAUUGUGGUUUCGUUUUCUUCUGCAUUUGCACCCAAUUGGCAAUUAUUACUACUAUCACGAUCCAUUGUUGGAUUAUCUAUUGGUGGGACAAUAGUUGGUGUUUGUACUUAUAUCAUGGAAAUGUUACUUCCCGAACAAAGAAUGGCACUUCGAGCUUUCUUCAAUUGGGGUGUUGCUCGACUAUUGCUAACAACAAUCUGUUAUUUAUUACCAGAUUGGCGAUCAUCAAGCAUUGGAAAUGCUAUUGCCGCUUCACCUGCUUUAAUAAUCAUUCUCAUCAUACUCCCCGAGAGCCCAACCUGGUUGCAUAGCAAGGGACGAUUAGAAGAUAUGCGUAAAAGUGAGAAAUAUAUUGCUCGAUUUGCUAAUGUUGCGUACGAAGAGAAAGAAAUUCAAAAAAUUGAAAAAAAAGCGAAAUUAAUCGAAAUUAUUCGAAGCCCACAAUAUGCUAAACGGCUUUUUGUUUUAUGGAUGAUGUGGUUUACAUCUUCAUAUUGUGGAUAUGCUAUCGAUUUGAAUUCAACUCGAAUUAGUGGAAAUUUAUUUAUCAAUCAAGCAUUAUUUUCAAUACUCAUUGCUGCAUCAAAAAUAAUGCUUGUCAUAUACGAUUCGUUAAAUGUUUCAUUUAAUCGACGAAAAUUACAUCAAUAUGCGCAAGCAUGUGUUUGCAUUUGCUUCCUAAUUCUUAGUAUUCUUAUUAUAAAAUACAAUAAUAUUAUGAUACUAAUAAUAAAUUUAAUUGGAAUUGUAUUUAUUGAAUACACUUGGGAUGCUUGUUAUUUAUGUGCCGUGGAAGCAAUGCCAACAAAUAUGCGUGCAUCUUCACUUGGUUCAUGUUCACUAAUCGCUCGUAUAGGUGCUUUACUAUCACCAAUGGCGUUUUAUUUUGUAACUAUUUGGCCACCGUCCGUAUAUUUAACCGUUGUUAUUAUCGGAAUGAUAAAUCUCAUCAUUUCAUAUUUAUUUUUGAUUGAAACAAAAGGAGUUAUACUCGAUAAAGUCGAUGUUGGAGAAAUAGACGAACAGGAAAAAAUUCCUAUGAUGCGAAAAAACGAUUCAUAA